Vombatus ursinus (common wombat) is the source of this 3711-nucleotide messenger RNA. It is a transcript of the gene SUV39H2, whose product is annotated as suppressor of variegation 3-9 homolog 2. Bases 33 to 1265 code for a protein of 410 amino acids. The record is from RefSeq and is a predicted model, not a curated record. The transcript has 6 exons. Gene Ontology annotation, cellular component: nucleus. NCBI's taxonomy places the organism in Eukaryota, Metazoa, Chordata, Mammalia, Diprotodontia, Vombatidae. Gene Ontology annotation, molecular function: zinc ion binding; histone H3K9 methyltransferase activity; protein binding.
GACCGCGCCAGUUUGAAUGAAGGUUCCACAAGAUGGCGGCGGCCGCGGCCGGAGCGCGAGGAGCUUGGUGUGUGCCUUGCCUAGCUUCACUUGAUACUCUUCAGGAAUUAUGUAGAAAGGAAAAGCUCACAUGUAAAUCGAUUGGAAUCACCAAAAGGAAUCUAAAUAAUUAUGAGGUGGAAUACUUGUGUGACUACAAGAUAGAAAAGGAUAUGGAAUAUUACCUUGUAAAAUGGAAAGGAUGGCCAGAAACUACAAAUACUUGGGAACCUUCAAGAAAUCUCAAAUGUCCAUUACUUCUUGAACAGUUUUAUAAUGAUCAGCGUGAUUAUUUGUCUCAGUUAAAGCAAGGCAAAGCAGUAAUGUUGAAAAAUGAUAUCAAAAGUUUGAAGCCUGCUAUUGCUGAGUAUGUUGUAAAGAAGGCUAAACAAAGGGUAGCUCUGCAGAGAUGGCAAGAAGAGCUUAACAGAAAAAAGAACCAUAAAGGAAUGAUCUUUGUUGAAAAUACUGUUGAUCUGGAAGGUCCACCUUUAGACUUUUACUACAUUAAUGAAUACAAACCUGCUCCUGGAAUCAAUUUAACAAAUGAAGCCAUAGUUGGUUGUAUGUGCACAGAUUGCUUCUUUGAGAAGUGCUGCCCUGCGGAAGCUGGAGUUCAUUUGGCUUACAAUAAAAAAAGGCAGAUAAAAAUCCAACCUGGCACACCUAUCUAUGAGUGCAACUCACGGUGUAAAUGUGGGCCUGAUUGCCCCAAUAGGAUUGUUCAGAAAGGUACACCGUAUUCCCUUUGCAUCUUUAGAACUAGCAAUGGCUGUGGCUGGGGAGUGAAAACCCUUGUGAAAAUUAAAAGAAUGAGUUUUGUCAUGGAGUAUGUUGGAGAGGUUAUCACAAGUGAAGAAGCUGAGAGACGGGGGCAGCUCUAUGAUAAUAAAGGAAUCACAUAUCUCUUUGAUCUGGACUAUGAAUCUGAUGAAUUCACAGUGGAUGCAGCUCGAUAUGGAAAUGUGUCUCAUUUUGUGAAUCAUAGUUGUGACCCAAAUCUUCAGGUGUUCAACGUCUUCAUUGAUAAUCUUGAUACUCGCCUUCCUCGAAUAGCACUGUUUUCCACAAGAACGAUACAUCCUGGAGAAGAGCUUACUUUUGAUUAUCAAAUGAAAGGUUCUGGAGAUAUAUCUUCAGAGUCUAUUGACCUCAGCCCAGCCAAAAAGAGGGUCAGAACUGUGUGCAAGUGUGGAUCUGUGUCUUGCAGAGGUUACCUCAACUAAAUUUUCAGGAUAUAGGUCUAAAGAUAAAUGUGAUGGUUCUUUUUGUUUGUUUUUUACUUAGAAAAUGAAUUUUUUUAUAUUUAAGUAUUUGGGAUAUUUUUAUAUAUGCUAAAUCAAGGUUGUUAUUGCCUCAUGUUUUCUUAAUUUACAAUUCAUUUCAAAACCACAUUAGCCAAAGACCUUACUGAUGCUCAUUAAUGUGAAAGGGUAAACACAGGGUCACAAGGGUAGAUCUUACACAGACUAGUCAAAAAUAUCAGUGCUUAGUAACUAAGUUGGAUGUCAUACCCAUUAGGAAAACAAAACUACUUAUGGAUUAGGGUUUUUAUUCAUUCAGCAAACAUUUAUUAAGCACUAACUGUGCAGAGCACUAUGCUAAGCACUGGGAGAGAUAAAAACUUUAGAGAAGAUACCAUCCCUGCCCCCAUGGAGCUUACAUACUUAAGUUUAGUUAUGGAAAUGCUGCUUUUGAAUGUGUAAGUGUUAUCAGUUUAGGACUAACAUUCAAUUUGUUGAGAAAUCUUAAAUAUAGUUAGUUUAUUUAAUUUGGACAAUGUAAAAAAAGUUCUAUUUUUGUUAAUGUAAUUUAUAUGACAUCCUUAUUCACCUGCUUAACAGUCAUACAUACUGUGUAUGUACUUAUUGAAAAUAGGUGAUAUCAAAUUUUAUACUCUUUUCUAAUUUUUAUUAAAACAAAUUGACAAGUUACUGAUCCUAAUGUUUGCUAAGGUGUAAAAUUAAAUACAAAACAAUAGAAUUUAAAUAUUUUGAUUUCAUACUUUAGAGAAGUUUGUAGCAUAUAAGGUAUAUUUUUUCUUUUACUAGUAGUUCUUAAACUUUUUUUCCUAUAGAACAAUAAUCCUUUAAAAAGUACUGAAUGGCUGGCCAUCAUAAUUAUGUGGGAGGAAAAGGGGGGCUUUAGGGACCAAAGGGAAAGUUUCUGUCAGCUAAUAUAGCAGCAUCAAAGCCCUUUGCAGCACUCCUCAGAAGAACAGAUACGCAUCCUGAAACCCCCUCAUAACUCCAUUGAAAAUUGCAAGAACCUGUUUGAGAACUACUGAUCUGUAAAUUAUAACCAGAUGUCCCCCAAAGUAUUUUGUUAAUUCCCAUAUUUGCUAAUGUUUCAUAAUAAGCAAAUUUUUCUAAUACAUUAGUAUUACACCGUUUUUCAGACAAGUUUUAAUAUACAUGCUUUGUUAAACCUAUAAUAUUUUUAUAUUUUCUGCAGGCUAUUCUUUAAAAAGUGAUAUAUAUUUUAGACUGACAUUCUGUACAUGAAUCUAUUGAAAAUGUGAUCAUAAAAGCUAAGUUUGGCUUGGCCAAGCAUAGUUUUAUUAUAGUAUUUCUGAAUUAUGGGGCAAGAAUUAAAACUGUAAAGAAAAAAUAGAACAGUUUUAUCACAUAGGAACACCUAAAAGUUGAAAAAUUUUUCAGCUGCAUAUUUUUGGUUCUGGGGUUGACUCCUUUUGAAUUCUAAUCAUGAUGUUCAAUAUGGAGAUAAAUGGUGCAAAAAAAAUUCAGCUCACUGAAUUCUUAGCCAGGUCUGCCCAAGCCUCUUUUCCUUAACUACAGUGACCCAUAACUUGCCUGGGAUAAAAAUGAAUGUGGAAAACAGCAACUUAGAUCCAUUUGCCUCUGUAUGACACAAAUUCUAUUUCAUUUGUGAAAUCUCUUUGUUAAGGAAUUGCAGUCAGCCAUAUAUCAAAACAAUUGUUGCAUUAAAAAUUUUUCAUUAUAAUUUAGGUUAUUUAUGUUUAUGGACUUGGAACCUGAGUAAAUGCAUUUACAAAAUGGCUAACUGGAAAGGACUUUUAUGUGUCUGCUCACAAAUCGUUUAUGUGUCAUUAGUCAGUAGUGGCAAUACUGGCUUCACAGACUUAAUUAUAUGCUUAGGCUGCUAUUUAUUGGGUAAAUCUUGGGAGAGAAUGAAGGGGCUGUGUUCCUUUCCUUUUAAAGAUGUAAUUUUAAAUAAUUGUUAAUACAUUUUUACUUUUAAAAAUGUUAGAUGUUUCAUGAGAUCUUGCCUCUUUUUUUAAAAAAACAAAAUAGGGAUAAAUUGGGACAAAAGGUGACAUAAAGUCAGCAGACCUUUGUGAUUAGAAGUAUCUGAGCUCCGUUAUACUAUUAUCAAGACCAGAAUUUAUUUUGCAGCCAAACAAAUGUAGCAACACUGUUUAGACAAAAUAACUGUGGUUUCUUGCCAUUUUAAAUAGUGAUUUGUGUUUAUCAUUUAGCUAGCCACCAUAUAAUUUGGCAGUUACCUAAAUUUUGUUAAUUUUAAUGGCUAUUUUAAAGGCUUAGGAAUUUGGUAUUUUUUCAAAUAUAAGUGAUUUUCAAAUGUAAGAUUUUGAUCAAGUUUAAAUUAAACUAAUGUACAGGUUAUACUAACUCUAUUGUUUUUCAGUGUAUGUAAAUGGAGCUGUGUUAGAAAUACACAGUUGAUAAU